Gamsiella multidivaricata is the source of this 2139-nucleotide messenger RNA. Its product is annotated as Alpha/Beta hydrolase protein. The transcript has 5 exons. The coding region runs from base 1 to 2139 and encodes 712 amino acids. The record is from RefSeq and is a predicted model, not a curated record. NCBI's taxonomy places the organism in Eukaryota, Fungi, Mortierellomycota, Mortierellomycetes, Mortierellales, Mortierellaceae.
AUGCUGAUCCUCAGAGUAGCAACGGCUUUAGUGGCCGUGCUCACCAUACCUUCGAGCUGUAUCGAUGCCCUUCCAUCCUCACCUCAGGGCACUGUGAGCGCCGCGAAUCUUGACAGCGAUGCUCCUUCAGCCAAGGAACUUGGUGGGGUUCACCUCUUGAUGGAAAACGACGUUGACAGCAGCACACCCAAAUACCCUGUCAUCCUACUGUCCAAGCCGAGAGCUUAUAAAGAUGCAGAAGCUGCGUGUGCGAGCCUUGGAGAGCCUUUGGUGGAUGCGACGUACGGAAACCUGCCACGACUACUAGACAUCACCCCUGUGGCGCAGAGCGAGCUCAAAGGAGCCCGCUACUUCUGGAUCAACGCCGACGUGGAAUGUACGGCCCUGGACCGCCGAUCGGGCGAGACCCGACAGUUUCCCUGUACCUCAGUUCAACUCCCUGCGCUCUGCACCAAUUCACUCCCACGGACGACUUUCCUCACUUGGGACAAGUCCCAGCAGAUCAAAGUCGAGAUACCGAACAUGGGCACGUGGCAGGGCUACCGCGAUCGCGAUCAGUUCCGGUUCCAGGGAAUCCCCUUUGCAGAGCCGCCCGUCAAGGGUCUGAGGUUUAUGGGGCCGGAGGCCAUCAGGGAUCUGGGAAAGUUUGAGGGACAGGUGAACGAUGCCACGAAGUUUAGUCAUGCGUGCAUGCAGCUGACGUUCAGCCAACUGGUCAGGAGCAUGUCGCCGGUGAGUCUGAUCACGGGUGCGGAAGAAUCAGAGGAUUGUCUGUAUCUGAAUGUGUACACGCCAAGUUUGAAGGAUGGCAAGCCUGGGAAUCUGGUCUCGCGGGCGGGCGUUGUGGUGGUAAUUAUCAAUUAUCGCUUGGGUAUUUUCGGCUCGUUCGAGAACACACCGGAGAUCCCUCGAUCGAAAGCGCCCGGGAACCUGAAUUUUCGUGAUCAAAUCGCCGCACUAGAGUGGGUCCAAAGGAACAUUGCGGCCUUUGGAGGCGAUCCGAGCCAGGUCACCAUCUUUGGUGAGAGUUCCGGUGCUUACUCCAUGCGCGCUCUACUUUCGGUCCCGUCGGCGUUUGAUCUCUAUCGAAACGCCAUCUCCCAGUCAGACCAAAUGGGCAUCCCAUUCUCGAACGUGGCGGAUUCCUCAAGAAUGGGGAACCUCACCAUGCAUUUCCUAAACUGUCAAUCCCCGGAUUUGGACUGUGCCCUGAGCAAGACCGCCGCUGAAGUUAAAUCUGCACAGAUCAAGACCAUCUCCGUCCUCCUGAACAGCACAUCAACUGCAUGGUUACCCGACGGCGCCCUCUUCAGGCCCACGGUCGACGGUGACUUGUUCUCCGCUGAUUUCGCAGAUCUGGUCCGGUCCGGUCAAUACAACACCAAGGCCAAUAUCCUCUGGGGCACCACUCGCGAUGAAAGCGCCUCGUUUAUUCCGACUUACAUUCCACUCCCAGUCCCUGUUUCGGAUCUCGACAAGGUCAUAGGCAAGGCGCUACGGGAGGAACGUACGCAUGCGCUUCUGCAGUCGCCCUAUUACCAGUUGAACACCUCAGAUCCCGACACGGUCCGCAACGUGCUCUCGAAUGCGUCGUCGGAUUUCUAUUUCAACUGCCCACUCCAGGUCAUGAGCCAGGGCAUCAUCACCCAUCGAUCCGGACUGUACGUCUACAAGAUGAAGCACGGCAUACCUUUAGUCCGGAACUAUCCACUAUUCUGUAGCGGCCGCGUCUGUCAUUUUGAUGAUGUUAUCCCCUCCUUUGGGUCCGGAGAUGUCUUGCCUCUCAGCGAGCAGACUGGAGACGAUGCCCGGUUCGCACGCCAGGUCAUCGACAGGUUCACGACAUUUGCAAGAUAUGACGAUCCGAACCCCAAGAAGGGCCAGCCCGGUCUCGCGGUCGAAAACCCAGACCUCAUGGGUGUCCAGUGGCCAACAUACGCAAAGUCGGAUCCUGUCCUCCAGAUUGAACUGGAUAACAGCACGGUCCUCAAUGAUGUGGAAACAUCACGAUGUGAUUGGAUCCAACGACAUGUUCCUUACGAGUACCAAGUCCACUCACCAGAUGGCCACUUUGUCCCCAUCUACCCGUCUCGCCCACGACAUAAACCUAGUAGAUCUCAUAAACCUCGUUUCAAGUAA